This is a messenger RNA of Acanthosepion pharaonis, 468 nucleotides long. The record is from the annotation of a GenBank genome assembly. NCBI's taxonomy places the organism in Eukaryota, Metazoa, Mollusca, Cephalopoda, Sepiida, Sepiidae.
AUGGGUCCCUUUUCCAAAGUUUUUUUUUACCCAUGGACCCUUUUUCCCCUCUUAUUUAUUUUUUUUACCCAUGGACGCAUUUCCCUUCUUUUCUUUACCUAUGUACCACAUUUCCCAUCUUUCUUUACCAUGGACGCCUUUCCCCUUCUAUUUUUCACCCAUGGACGCCUAUCCCUUUCUUUUUUUACCCAUGGACGCCUUUUCCCUUCUUUUUUUACCCAUGGACGCCUUUUCCCUUCUUUUUUUACCCAUAGACUCCUUGUCCCUUCUUUUUUUGCCCAUGGACGACGUUUCUUAUCAUUUUUACCCAUGGGUCUCUUUUCCCUUCUUUUCUUUUACCCCUGGGCCCAUUUUUCCUUCUUUUUGUUACCCAUGGACGACAUUUCCCUUCUUUCUUUAACCCAUGGGCUCCUUCUCCCUUCUUUUUUUACACCUAGACGCCUUUUCCCUUCUUUUUUUUACCCAUAG